Diabrotica virgifera virgifera (western corn rootworm) is the source of this 572-nucleotide messenger RNA. RefSeq lists its product as uncharacterized. The coding region runs from base 89 to 484 and encodes 131 amino acids. Gene Ontology annotation, cellular component: extracellular region. Gene Ontology annotation, molecular function: hormone activity. The transcript is spliced from 3 exons. NCBI's taxonomy places the organism in Eukaryota, Metazoa, Arthropoda, Insecta, Coleoptera, Chrysomelidae. The record is from RefSeq and is a predicted model, not a curated record.
UAUGAAAUGGUAUAAAACGCUGAGAAAUUGGUAAAGUGCAUCAGUUACACACCUAAAUCAGCUUUGUAUUUAGGGUAUAGUUUUAAAGAUGCAUCUUCAAUCCACACUCAUCUUUAUUUUGAUCAACUUCUACUGUUUUACUUGUUCGCCAUAUUAUGUAAAUAAUCUUUCAAAACGUUCACAGAAAACCUGUGGUCACAGGUUAACAGAUAGGCUUAAUAGGAUAUGCCUAGGAAGGUAUUGGUCACCAAAUAGCAACAACAAAAGAAGUACAGAUAACGAUGUAAUGAACAUGGACAACGACUUUUUAGACACUAUCGACUCUGAUUACAGCAACACCGAUGUAAUUUAUCCUUACGUUUCAACCGAUCCAGUAUUCUCUCUUCUUCUCCCCAAAAAAAUUCAAAAAUCAUUUGGAAUCGUCAACGAAUGCUGCUAUAACGCUUGUACAGACGAUACCAUAGGAGAAUAUUGUGCAGAAUAGGCCAAAGAAACUUGUCUGUAAAGAUUGUUUACUAAAAUAUUUAUGUAAAUUUCAAUUUAUUUAAUUUGUAAUAAAUUGCAUCAACCAA